AUGCCAAGCAGUCAGACGGCAGCUUGCCUCGCCGCUGCGGCGGUCGCCGGCCUCGUGGCGCCCACCUUCCUUCCGGGCUUCGCGGGCGCAGGUGCGCGCGCAACAGCUGCUCCGCAGCUGCGUGGCUCAACAGCUGGCGCAGGCUCCGGCGUGGGUGCCAUUGGUGCCAUUGCUGCCGGUGGCGCCAUCGCUGUCACUGCACUCGCCUCAGCACGCCCGCGGGCACGCACGGUGCAGAAGGCAGGUCGCCGUGAGCUGGCCGUCGCCUAUGAGGACUCCGGCAUCGAUCUCCUUGACAACGGCAAGUUUGCUCAGGGCCUGGUGGGUUCCGAGGGUGCUUGGGGGCGCUACGAGUUCGAUCCCUUGGGCUUCUCUUCGAAAACGGAGCAGGUUCCCUGGCUUCGUGAGGCGGAGCUCAAGCACGGCCGCAUCUGUAUGCUCGCCUGGCUCGGCUUGGUGGUCCCGGACUUCGUUCGCCUGCCGGGCGAGAAGUUCUCUUUCGAGGCCGUGCCUGUCUCCAUCGAUGCUCAUGAAGCCUUCCGGGGUGCCACAGGUGGGCAUUGCCCAAAAUAG
Molecule: messenger RNA, 573 nt
Organism: Symbiodinium natans
Lineage: Eukaryota; Dinophyceae; Suessiales; Symbiodiniaceae
Source: the annotation of a GenBank genome assembly